UCCUGAUCACUUUUUUCUCUUCCAGGUGCUUAAAAAUAGAUUCUCUGAGGACCUGCUCCAUGAUUUUUCUGAGGACUGAGGUGAGGCUGACUGGUCUGUAGUUCUCUGGAUCCUCUUUUUCCCUUUCUUAAAGACGGGCACUAUGUUUGCUCUUUUCCAAUCAUCCGGGACGUCCCUCGAUAGCCAUGAGGUUUCAAAGAUGAUGGCCAGUGGCUCUGCAAUCACAUCAGCCAACUCCCUCAGCACCGUUGGAUUCAUUACAUCUGGCCCCAUGGACUUGUACACGUCCAGCUUCUCUAAGUAGUCCCUAACCUGUUCUUUCACCACUGAGGGCUGCUCACCUCCUCCCCGAACUGUGCUGCCCAGUACAGUAGCCUGGGAGCUGACCUUGCCUGCAAAGACUGAGGUAAAAAAGGCAUUGAGCACCUCAGCCUUUGCCACUUGCAACCACAAAUAUUUUAAAAUGUAAUUAUUAUCUCAAGUUUGAGAACUAAAAUCUUCUCUCUAUUGCAUUGGUGGAAAGAGGAGUGAAUUCUGUCGAUUCAUUACUGUCAAUGCCAACGCUUGUCAGAGCAGCAGGUGAGAAAUUGGCCGUUCUAGCCCUCCACGCUUCCUGACAUAAGUGUUAUAUGGGUAUUAUAUACACUCAAAAGGUAUCAGUGUCAUCGGUGUAACAAGCACAUUUAUCAGGAAAUUGUGUCUGAAUUAACAUCGACUCGUGCAGCGUUUACCAUUGGAUCUUUCUGGGCUGGGAGUACUUGGGAUCUCAGUCCUGUGUGUCAGCCAGCAGCACAGCGCUGAACUGUGGAGAAAAGGAUCAUCUCUUCAGGCUCUGACAGGGCCCUCCACUUCCAUGGUCCAGACACCACUGCACUCAGUGCACAGCUCCAGCUGACUCGAUCAAACAUUAGAUCAGUCUCGGAGCAUGCGAGCAUUGACAAGGCAGUAGCCCAAAGUGAGAUAAUUUAGAAGAUACCAGACUCCUGCAAUAUGGAAACGGUAUCAGCUGUCCAACACGGCUUCAUUAUGCUGGUGACCACAAAUCUGAUCGUCAAACCAGUUCAAUAAUAUCUGUCCAGAGACUCAGCUGAGGGUUGCAGAGUAGACAGCUUCCAAGAAGAUCUUUGAGGAGGUGAGAAAAAUCAGACAAGAGAGCUAUUGUGCCGCAGCCAGAAAAUAAUAAUUUUAAUGCACACAACCACGCCUUAAACUGAGACUUAAUAUUAAUCCAUGUCCUGAACAUGUCUGCAUGACAGCAUGCUAAAAAAAUUCUUCUCUGAACCAGGACUGAAGUCUUCUUUUUUUCACCAAGAUCAUGGCUUGAAAUUCCCCCAAAAGGACUCCUGGUCUCUGAUUGCAUCAUGCAGCAGUGAGAAUGGAGAGGUGUUCUGCAAGCAAGGAAGUAUGCAAUAGGGGAGGAAGAAGAAACAGAGAAUAAAGCCUUGUAAUGGGCUUAAUAGAGAAGAAAAUGGCUUAAUUAAUGAAUAAGCCCCUAGACUGUUAUGCUGCAUGGAUCUCAAGGCCCAUGCUGAAAGGCUUUUGCUGAAGAAAAAGCUGCAAUCCACCCACUUUAUGCUCCAGCUUCAUCUUCCUUGUUUACCAGGGCCCACCCCACAUCUGGAGGGAGCCGCAUGGACACGGUUAUGUGACUGCAAGGAAGUGUUUCACAUUCACGGUGCAAGUUGUAGCAGACAGCUGAUCGUCGCUCCUUGAUUCUCGUAGCCCAGUACCUCCUCUCUAGACGUGCCGAGGAGCUGGACGGCGCAGCUUCGGCACUAGAGACAGAAGCAGCACGUGGCAAGGCUAGCACAGGAGGGGGCAGAACCGUCUUGAUUGCCUUUCUGCCAGCUCUUCUAACCAAGGGGAACUUGUAGCCAGUGUAAGUCCAUAUUGCACUGUAUAAAGACCCCAAAGGGAAGCAGAGAUUCCUGCCCAGCAUUACAGAGACUCAAGUGCCCAGGCCUGCUCUGCCACUACACUGCAGCCCCGUGCCCCUGGAGCUGGUGAGAGGAUGAUUCAGUCUCUGGGCACAUUUGGUGCCUUGACAUGGGAGACAACAAAGCUGACAGGUUCGUACCAGUGCAGCGAUGCUCACUUCACAGAAGCCAGCGAACAGCCUUCAAAUCGGUAACGCCUUCUGAUGGACUGUGACCAGGGAUUUGAACAAGUGUCCUGGCAGGGAAGCCCCAAGUAUUCUGGAAAGCCACCUACAAACUGGACAGGGGGGUUAAAUGGAACAGGAAAUACAGACGUGCUCCUUUCCUCUUGGAUUGAACCUCCCUGGAGGGCCACACAGGCUGAACGUUGCCCGGCUGGGCUUCAGUGAUGUCUUUCCAAAACGACAGCCACCAUCAUGCUAAACUAACUGUGAACCUUGGUUUAGCUAGCGCGGGUACAGUCAUGUAAGUGAGCUUUGUUUAGAUUGUCAGCUGAAUCCAUAUGCCCAAUAACCAGUUGGCUUUUUCUUCUGCAAAGAUCACUAUAAAAAGCCUUUGAUGCUUUGAGGAAAGGAUUGCUGAACUCUAGCCAAGCCAUUCUCUUUGCAUAUGAAAAGCAUAUCAGCUCCAUGGCUGCUCCUGAUGGGUUCAGCAGCAAUCGCCGAGAUAGUCUUUUUCUUUAAACUUUUAUGGAGGCUAUUUUGGUUCUGGCACACACCUCACCCAGCAGGAUAUGUUCUCAGUAAAGCUGAAAACGUACAAGGGGAGCAGGAGGAAAAGCUGUGGGAGGAAAGAGGCAAUCUGCGGGGUCGGGGCGUUUCUGAGCGGAGAUCACUUUGGUGAACUCGUGGACUUCUCUCAGCAGGGCAGAGCAGGGGUAGCCACAACACCAAUGUGCUGGUCAAAUGCAUAAAAAUAGUAUCUGGUGCAAGGGUGAGUGAGUCUUUUGGUUGAGUUUGGUUGGCAGUUAUUCUUUGGGGAUCUCACAGAUGGGGAGAAGGUUGGUUUUUUGCUCUGUUACAGGCUGGCUGUGUGGUGCACAAGUCACUUGAGGUACGGACUUACAAACAAUUGACUGCGGUGUAAAGAGUGGCUUUACUGCUUACCUGCUGCUGUAUGCUGACGGUGUGGUCUGGCUUCGUGCUAAGGAGAAGUCGAGGAUCAUCGUCUUCCAUGUUUGUCUUAUCUGUGGGUCCAAAGAUGGCUGAUGAGGCUGAUCCGGGAUCAACCAACUAUUGCAAAUUGGCAGCUCCUCUAAAGGUCUCCGCUUUCAUCUCAUAAUACAGGAAAAUGACUCGACCUGCUCCUGCUCCCAUGGAGACAGAAAACGGAUGCAGCACUAGGGUGAUGUGAUCCUUGAUGAGGCCAAAUCCAGCCGCGCUGGUAGGUGCAACAGUGUAAUUUGGCCACUUCCUGGAAUACAGCAAAUCUGUCAUUGUCUCUGUCUGCCUCUCAUUAGUGGGUAGCUCAUUAAGUCCAGAAGGAAAGGGAUGCCAAUGGAGUCAUUAAUGGUUGCAAAUCAAAAGCUCCUGCAUGCAUGAAUUCAACACAUUGUCCAGCUUUAUUUCUGGGUACCAAUUCCUUACUGAACACACAACGGUGCCUAGACAUUCAUUGCCUGAUACCUGUAAAACAGGAAGUCCUUAUUCUGUUCUUACACGUUUCGCCUGUGUGUGGACCAGGUAGAGAUGGAGUAAAAGGCUCAAGAUUUGGCCCAGGGCGUCCUGCCGCUUUGAAGCAAUUUGUAUCAGGAUCAGAUUAAUUAAUACAGUGCAUGACCUCUCUGGCACUAGCCACCAAGCUACAAUGAUAAUGCAAUGUAGAGAGCACCCGUCCCAGUGCAGAGGCACUCUCAUAGAAUACAAUAUUUAACCCCAGGUACACUGGAUCUGAGGAACCGCGCUCCCCUCUUCCCACACAGUGCUCUGAUCAAAGCAACUUUCUUGCCGCUUGCUGAAGCCUGGCUCAGCGCAGCUGAAUGACACCGGGUGCAGGAGUCUGUCUCAUCAUCACAGGAGCAGGGAGACUCUGAUUUGAAUGGCACUCCUGUUUUGCAUAGACAAAGCAGUCUCACGCUGCUCCCAUCCACCCUGCUAUCUUUCCACAUCUUCUCUUUACUGGGAGACAGAUUUGCAUCAGGAGGCUCUUGGCUAAAUGCUGCAGAGGAGCAGGCUGAAUUUUUUGGCACUUAGCAGAGGGAUAACAAAAAAGGAGCAUUUUUCUUUUCCUUUAGGGCAUGUAUAUUCCAGGUGAGCGCCCAUCUGAUGGACUGAAUCAACACCUCCAAUCAACAUAGAUACUAAGCAUCUUUCAAUAGCGUGUCUCCGUCUUGGUAAUAAGAAGAGGAACAACCCAUUUGGUAUUUUUUAUGGUAUUUCUGUAGUUGUUUUCUUGCUUUUUGGCUUUGCUUUAAGAAUCUGAAAAUAUUUGCGCUUACUUUGUGAGUGGAGGGGCAGUGAAGAGAAGAGCUUUAAGUAGGCAAGGAUUACAGAGCAAACCAUGUUAAGGGCAAGGGGGACUGGCAGGUGUAGGUGUAUAAUAACGUUAAAUUAGCUGCAGCCAUGUGAUAUAGCUUAGAUCUGGGCUGAUUGCCUUAUUUCAGUAUCAUCAGCCAGGGAAAGUGCAGUGCUUCUGUGCACAUGAAACUACAAAGAAUCCUUGGCUGCUUCCGAGCAACUAGCAUCGAGCAGUAUUUGUGCCUUGGGGUCCCCCAACUUUGUAAAAUCUUUGCCCUUGAAAUGUGCUUUAUUCACAAUAGGUUUCUCUUGUGGAGCAAGAGGCUGUUUCAAGGGCUCACCUGCCAGGUGGCUCUGGGGGCUGGAGAGUUACCUGGGAAAGCAUCUUAACUGCAUUACUGUGUGAGGCACGUCUUUUCUCUAGAUUAAAAAAAUAGACAUUUAAACAUGCGUAGGGACGGUUGUAUUUGCUGACGGGAGGGUGACUUCACAUUUCACCGUCAAGGCUAAGGAAAGCUGUGGGAGUGCAUGUGCUUCUUUCUCCACAUCUGUGAGUAAUUUGUGUGUGUGUGUGUGUUAUGAGCAGAGGAAAAAAAGAGAACUGUUUUUCCCAAUUUUUACAUCCUUUACUCACUUGUGUCAGAGCUGUGCAGUGUGUCCGGGUUCCACGAAGCAGCAGCUGAGGUCUGUGGGUUUGUUUGCACUGAAAAUGUAAAUACAGCCCUGGGGAUUGGAUUCACAAGAGCUGAGAAAAGGGACAUGAAUCUUGACAAGAGAGAAGGGGAAAAAUCCAGAGCUGGUUGGGGUUGGAAGAACCUUAUCCAUCUGGUUUGUGUUUUGCAAAACCAGAUCCCAAACCAGGAGGGAUUCAGUGUGAGACCUUAUUCUGUCAAAAUGCAAAGUACUCAGGGACGGUGUUUGAGCAUCUCUGUACAAGGAGGGAUUUGCUUAACUCCUUCUAGUCCUCAUCUCUCUAUUGCAGACAGGAAAGGGCAAGGUCAGCCUGGGCUGGGUCUUUUAAGCCUUCUCCUUGAGGGGUCUGAAAACCCUGUGUGGUUCAGCACAAGGCCCAUUUUAGUGGGCCGUACAGAGUUCAGAGGACUCAGAUCAAAGCUCCAUCUCCCCUGAGCAGGAACUGGAUCUGGAUCAGUUUUCAAAGUACACCUUGGACCCAAUGAAUUCCUGGUGCAAUGUCAGCUAGCUGCAGGGGUUCGUCUCAAAAGUGGACUGCCGUGUUUAACUCUUGUGAGUGUUGUCUUCAUUGGGUUAACCCAUCUCAAUGCUCUUGUUCAAUGGGACUCACUAGCUGCAAAUGACCAUCUUGAAAUAGGUCCUUGGCUCUGUUUGUUAGGCAUUUCUGUGGACAUAGAUUCAUAGAUGUUUGGGUCAGAAGGGACCUCAGUAGGUCAUUGAAUCUGACCCCCUGCCCUGGGUAGGAAAGAGUACUGGGGUCAGACAACCCCAGCUAGGUGCAUGUCCAGUCUCCUCUUGAAAACCCCCAAGGUAGGGGCGAGCACCACCUCCCUUGGACGCCCAUUCCAGAUUCUGGCAACCGUCACCAUGAAGAAGUUUUUUCUAAUGUCCAACCUAAAUCUGCUCUCCAUCAGUUUGUGGCCAUUGUUCCUAGUUACUCCAGGGGUGCCCUAGUAAAUAGAGCAUCUCCUAGUCCCUGCUGCCCUCCCCUGAUGAAUUUGUAGGUGGUCACAAGAUCCCCUCUCAGCCUUCUCUUGUGAAGGCUGAAGAGAUCUAGGUCCCUCAGUCUCUCCUCGUAGGGCCUUGCCUGCAGCCCCCUAACCAUACAAGUGGCCUCCUCUGAACCCUCUCGAGGAUGUCCACAUCCCUCUUGAAGCACAGCACCCAAAACUGGACGCAGUACUCCAACUGCGGCUUGACCAGUGCUGCAUAGAGGGGAAGCAUCACCUCCCUGGACCUGUUCGCCAUGCACCUGCUAAUGCACGAUAAAGUGCGGUUAGCCUUGUUGAUCACUUCGUCACAUUGACGCCUCGUGUUCAUCUUGGAGUCAACAACUAUGACUCCAAGAUCCCUUUCCACUGCUGUGCUGCUGAGAAGGUUGUCCCCCAGCCUGUCACUGUGUUGGAGACUCCUUCUCCCCAGGUGCAGCGCUUUGCACUUGUCUUUGUUGAACUGCAUCCCAUUUUGUUCUGCCCAUUUUUCCAAUCUAUCCAGUUCCACGUGGAUCCGUUCCUUGCCCUCUGGUGUGUUAACUUUGCCCCGUAAGUUAGUAUCAUCUGUGAACUUGGACAGGGUGCCCUCCAUGCCUUUGUCCAAGUCACUGAAGAAGACAUUGAAUAGCACUGGUCCAAGGACCGAGCCUUGCGGGACUCCACUGCCCACAUCUUUCCAGGUUGAUACCGACCCGUCCACCACCACUCUCUGGAUGCGACCCCUAAGCCAAUUGCCACCCAUCAGACCACGUAAUCAUCUACAUCACCGCCUGCCAGUUUACUUAUGAGAACAGGAUGCAAUACCGUAUCGAAGACCUUCUUAAAGUCUAGGUAGAUGACAUCUACCUCGACUCCUGCAUCUAGACAUUUUGUGACCUGGUCAUAAAAAGAAACAAGGUUAGUCAGGCAGAAUCUAUCUGCGAUGAACCUGUGCUGAUUUCCUCUUAGCAUUAUUUCCCCUGCUGGGCUCCCACAAACGUGAUCCUUAAUGAUUUUUUUGAGAGGUUUCCCAAGGAUAGAAGGGAGACUAACUCACCUAUAGUUUCCUGGUUCCUCCCUCCUCCCCUUCUUGAAAAUGGGGACCACGUUGGCCCUUUUCCAGUCCCCUGGGACCUGACUGGAGCACCACGAGUGCUCAAACAGCCGUGCCAGUGGCUCUGCUAUGACACUGGCCAGUUCCUUCAGCACCCUUGGAUGAAGUUCAUCCAGGCCCGCUGAUUUGAACACACCCAGCCCCUCCAAGAGCCCCUUCACUAAGUCUGUGCUAACAGCUGGUGGGCUGGUGUCCCUCCUGUGUCUAUCUGCAAUCCAACUGGGAGAUUUGUCUUGGUCUGUGUCUAGGAAUACAGAUGCAAAGAACUCAUUGAAGAGCUCAGCUUUGUCCCCACUCUGUCACCAAUGCCAUAGUUUGUCCUGUUGGGGUCCUAUGCUAUCCUGCACCUCCCUUUUGCUCCCUAUAUACCUGAAGAAGGACUUUUUGUUGUCCUUAUUUUUUGUUGCCAGCCUAAGUGCUAAUCCUGCUUUGGCUUUCCUAACUGAUUCCCUGCAAGUGCGAGCCAGGGAGGUAUAUUCCUCCUUGGUAGCUACCCCCAGUUUCCACAGCCUGUAUCCCUCUCGCUUUGCUCUUAGGCUUUCCUGGACUUCCCUGUUCAGCCAAGAGGGCUUCUUGGCCCCUUUGCCCCCUUUUAUGUGCAAUGGGAUUGUCUCCUUCUGCACCCAUAGGAUUGUUCCCUUGAGGAACGACCACCCUUCCUGGACCCCCAUUUCACCAAUGCUCAUGAGUUUUAACGCCUCAAUAACUAAUCUCCUGAGCACAUUGAAUUUCGCCUUUCUGAAGUCUAGCACUUCAGCCCUGCUGGUUAAUUUACCCACCCUGCACCGGAUAGUGAAUUCAAUCCACCGAUGGUCACUAUACCCUAGGUUACCUUGUACCUGCAGAUCCUCCACCAGGUCCUCCCCUGUAGCUAACACCAAGUCCAGCAAGGCGUUUCCCCUAGUGGGACCGUAUCCCUCCUGCGGUAGCUGGGGGUCCUAUAGGCAGGUUAAGAACCUAUGUGAGCGGUUAGAUUUGCCUGGCUGCUCCUCCCAGCAGAUGUCUGGGUAGUUUAGGUCACCCAUGACAGCCAUAUCCCGUGACCAUAUGGCCUCUGAGAGCUGCCUGGAGAAUUCCAGGUCCAGCUCAUCCUCCUGGUGUGGCGGUCUGUAAUAGACCCCCACCGCCAAGUCCUUUUCCCCUGGACCUCCUUGUAUCCUGACCCGCAGGACCUCGGUUUGGCCCUCCUCUGAUCCCAUCUUGAUUACAGAGGAUGUAUACUGUUCUUUAACAUAGAAAGCAACACCGCCCCCUUUUUCCCCCACUAUAUCCCAUCUGUACAACCUGUAGCCCUCAAUGCCCACUGCCCAAUCAUGAGUAGGGUCCCGCCAGGUUUCAGUUAAUUCAACCAGGUUGAAGUUGUUGCUUGCAAGCAGGAGUGCAUGUUCCUCCUGCUUGUUCCCCAAGGUGAAGGCUGAGUCCUUGCAGUUGAGCCACUGUAUUAUUACUCGUAUCUGAAAGAGCCAUGUGGACAUGAUUGAGGUAUCGCACCUUCAUGGUGCAUGUAUGUAGCUAUUUUGGUCUGGAGAGGAAGGAAGACUCCUUAGCUCCUCUUCUUGGAGCUCUCUUGGGGACAUUUGGUUGAGGAAUGGCCUCUUCUCCACCUAUCCCCCCAUACCAUGGUGCAACAAGUAGUUCCUGUUUCCAGAAACUACAGAUCCAAAAGCACUGCUCAACACCAGGAGAGGGAAGACUUUUCAAGGACUCUUAGUUUAACAUCCCUGCUGUACCUAGAACUACCACAUAGUCUUUAAAGAUUAUAGAAGAUAGUCAGGUGCCCCAUUUUUUUAAGUCCUACCAGAAAGACCAUUCUUACCAGUAAAAUAUCUUAAAACUCAAUGCAUCCAUCCACUUCAGCCAGUAGAAGACCCUGGCUCUAGGGUAUUUGGGGUCCAGUUGCAGCUCUCUUUGGGACAGAGUGGCUGUAAUAGUGGUCUAAGGACCAUUAAGUCCAUCCACGCAGGUGUGUGGGGCAUGAGCUGCACAGUUGGCCAGUCAGAUGGUACUGGCUACUCCCCCUUGUUCCCAAUGGUGGAAUUACAUUGAAAACCACUAAAAAUACACAACCAUGUGGGCGAUUGCUAUAGUUACCACCGGGAUGAUGUGCGGUUGUGAAGGGGAGGAAAACACAGUCUGUGCAGUUGUCAAUGGAAGGGGACAAGGACCUGCCAAGAUGAUCCAUCUAUGAAGAGGUGCUCCACACUGUGGAAACUGGGAAAAAUUGGACUGGGCUUUUGGUAUAUGGCUUUGCUGUUGUUUGUUUAAUAACAACAACAUUUAUGAAUCCUUUGGUCAACUCACUGAGCCAUCUCCUUCUUCAUGUACCACUCUAAAUGGGUACCCGACAGCAAUUUUGCUUCUUUGAUUGAGUUUGCUGUUUGUUCUCCUCUAGGGAAUGACUGAAGAACAGCACCUCUGGGCAACUCUUCAGGCCACUGGCGCCAUGGAAGAAAACGUCUCCAUUUCCAGCUGCUCUGAGACCUGGAUCGAGCCCACUUUCACCCUAGCAGCAAGGGUCCGGGUGAUCAUCACCAUCUGCUUCUUCCUGGUAGCUGUGUGCAGCAACUCGGCCGUUCUGUACAGCAUCCUGAGGAAGCGGAGGAAGUCCCAUGUCAAGUUGCUGAUCCUGAGCUUAACGGCAGCGGAUCUGCUGGUGACCUUCACGGUCAUGCCCCUGGACGCGGUGUGGAACGUGACGGUUCAGUGGUACGCCGGAGACUUGUUGUGUAAAUUGCUGAACUUCCUCAAGCUCUUCGCCAUGUACUCCGCAGCCCUGGUGCUGGUGGUGAUCAGCAUUGACCGGCACUCGGCCAUCCUCCACCCCUUCACCUUCGCCAGUUCCAGUCGGCGCAAUAGACUCAUGCUAUGUGUCGCUUGGGUCAUGAGUCUUUUCCUGGCUUCACCCCAGCUUUUUCUUUUCCACCUGCACACCGUCCCCGGGGUCAACUUCACCCAGUGCGUGACCCACGGGAGCUUCCGGGAACACUGGGAAGAAACGGCCUACAACAUGUUCACCUUCACCACCCUCUACGUCACCCCGCUGAGUGUCAUCAUCGUGUGCUACAUCCGCAUCAUAUGGGAAAUCAGCAAGCAACUGAAGAUCAACAAGGGUCUGGCAAGAAGCAAAGACGACCACAUCUCCAAGGCACGAAUGAAGACUCUCAAGAUGACCAUUGUGAUCGUCGCCACCUUCAUUAUCUGCUGGACCCCUUAUUACCUCCUGGGCUUGUGGUACUGGUUUCAGCCAGACAUGAUUCAGAGGAUGCCAGAGUACAUCAACCACAGCCUCUUCCUCUUCGGCUUGCUGCACACGUGCACCGACCCCGUGAUCUAUGGGCUCUAUACCCCUUCCUUCCGGGAGGACAUGAAGAUGUGUCUGAGAGGAAUUGAAACUGUGUUCACCGGGCAGGAGAGACACAAGCCCAUCUCCAGUUCUGAGGUGAAUUUCAAAGACUACGUUGCAAACGGUGGGGCAGCUUCGGGUGGGUCCAAUGGGACGACCGUCCACACGGUUUGCUAAGGGGAAUCAUCCCAGAGGAGGAAAGGAACUGAGGGCGUUGCAUGGUGGAGAUGGCCAAGGACACUCAUUUUCCACCCCGCAAUAGUUGCCCAUGUGUUAUCGAGUCCUUUGCAUCUCCUGAACUCAGUCAGGAUGGACCACACACCAGUAGCACACCUGCUACUUUCACAGAUAGGGGCAACACCCUGGCUUUGUAAGUGCACUCACAGGUACCCUCAUGUUCUGGGUCUGGUUACCAAGCACGCCCGGGACGACCGGAGGGGUUCGGAGGGGCCUGCGUCCUGCUCAUCCAGCGGUUGUGCGGAGGCUGGGAAGCCUUUGUACCCUGGGUGUUUCAUUGGGGCUGUUUCCUCCUUGACCGUUUCAUGCUGCUCUGCGGCUGGGUGAGAUUGAGAAGCCAUUGCAGCGAUCCUAGGAUCGGGCAUCUGCCAACAGCUGCUUUUCCGGAGGACGUCUAGUAGCUUCUGAAAACCGUAGAGGAAGGGCUCGGUUUUCCAGGCAGCGGCUUUUCCUUCGAGUCCUGCUGGGUUAUGCCCGUGAUUCAAGUUACUCAGUAGUGCAGGUCUUUGCAGAAUCAGGCUGUAAUUCUCAUGGGUCUGAUUGUCCAGACCAAAAUGGGAUGGGACAUUUAAGGUUUUUUUCCCUUGUCUCCCCACGCAGCCUCCUCCCCAGCUCCACAGACUCAAACUCAUCUGCUGCUACACCCAUCCAGUGUUAAACGUGCAUAAAUGUUACCUUGCGGUGACUGCCGUUCUGUGACUGUUUUGUUCCCUGGGAAGUGCCAUAACGGGGCAGCUCGCUUUGGAAACGUGUGUGGUACAAAUAAAUUGUCCCCAGUUGGUUUGUGGGAAGGCCUUUCCAGUAUUUGUGCAGUGCACCUGUGCCCCUCAGAGAUGCUUGCUUUGGGCUGGCCUGACUCGAAAGCAAAGGUACCAAUCUGAGGAUUGUCGAGACUUCUGGUUUUCCGUCCAGGCAGGGCAGGGGAACAUCCUUUCUCCCUAUCCCUCCGCCAGGAUGGGGCCAAAUGAAAUCUUAGCAUGCCUUCAGUGUCUGUGCUCUAACUUUCAGCCACAACUACCCGGCUUGUAUCGGUGGUGCCUUGUUUCAGGGUAGUCUCCCACCAGCCAGCGCCAGGACUGGUGCCCAAAGCAUAGCUAAGCAGGAAUAAUUGCAUCAGUUUAGGACAAUAAGAGCCAUAUUCUAGUCUGACAUUUGGACAUCUGUGCUUGACUUUCUUUUGUCCGUACUCAGGAUGCAGAGAUUCAGAUGAAAAGAAUGGGGCCCCAGACUGCAAUCCUUACUCAGGCAAAAUUGCCGCUGGCAAAGUCAAAGGAGUCGGUAGGGAUGGACGUGACUUUGCCGAAAGGGGUGCAAGCUGGGAACCUAAUAUUGCAAUCACACUGCAAGGCCCUGGGAGCACGGACAGACCGCCCCAUCUCCUUCUGCCAGGAGCAUAAUGGUCCAAACCCCAGGCUCCUUAAUCCCAUGUCAUCCGCCCUUCCUUGAGUUCUCACUGGCCUUGGUUCCCAUCAGAGGAAGGCCCUUGGGAUGGCAUCGUUGUCCUGUGCUCCUCAGCCACGUUCCUGCGUCCUGCUCGUGCGAAGUCACUUCUAACUUUGCACUUUUCACACCCAGAGGGUUCAAACAGAGGGAAGAUGAUCAGACUGUUCCCCUUCUCAAACAGCAGCACCCCCACCCAGGAAACUCCAGUCACGCGGGAUCUGCAGAAGCUUGGCAAACACGAGGGAAGCAGAGGGGAAAGUACAUGUCUCUGGAAAUACAAUGGGUGAAGAAGUCUUUUGGAGUCUGAUUCCCCUCUGGAAAAUGCAGGUGAGGUGAACGGUAACACUGUACUUGUACCUGCCUCCAGUGACCUCUGCAACGACUCCCCGGCCUACACUCCUCCGAGACAGAAGGGUAAACUGAGGCCCAACCCAUUUGCCAGUGACAACCCCAAGGGUGAGAAUUAGGUCUGUUCACCAUUAGAGCCUCACUUAAACCAAGGGAAUAGAGAAGGGGAAGGUGUGGUAAGAGGAGGAAUAGGUAAAAGGAACAGAAUAAUAGCUGUGCUAAAAAGGAAGGAAAAAAACCCAGUAAAAAAGAUGAGAAAUGGGAGAGGAGAAAUGGGAGGAAAAACAGAAUUGCCUACAAUUCCCAAGCUGGGAAAUGCUGUUAUGGCUGUAUUACUCAUGGAGGGACCCACUGUUGUGGUUCAGUGGUUGACUCCUCACCUGUCACGUGGGAGACCUGGGUUUGGCUCCUGGACGCACAUGUAACUGCAGCCCUCGAGGCACCGAACGUCCGGACAGGGUCUGGCCUUUGGAUUUUGUCUCAGUGCCCUAAAGCGGGGAAGGACAGUCUGGGCAGCCUCCGCUCCUCCAUACUCCGACCUAGGUGUAGCACGCAUCAAAGGUCCUGGUGACCUCUUGUGCAUACACCAUGAUCCAGAAGGAUCGAUGGUUGCCAACUACACAUGGAGAGAGGGAGAGGCCCUUUCUCAAAGCACUGCGUGGGCUCACGACUGUGCAAGGUAACAAGACUCCAACUGAGCACGUGACGUGACCGUUACACGAGCCAGGAAAAGUCAAAGAGAAACCCACCAGAUUAGACCAAACUAAAGGCCCACAGAUGUCCCCCAAGGCCUGUGCUGAGAUCACGUCUGGGGCAGGGGUGGAAAGCAACAGAUCUAUUGCCCUGAUGGUAAGACAAAUCCUGACCAGGCCAAACCAGAAGGAUGGAGCUAGGUGACUUGGCCACCUCCAGCAGUUUCAGCUAUCUCCCCAACACUGCCUGGAAUAGGAGACUCGGGUCCUUUCUGCCUCCAGCUCCCUUCCACCCUCGUUUCAUUCCCCACCUUAUUUCUCUUCUUCGCUAGCUCUCUCUAUUUCUUUCUGCUUAACAAUCCCAUCUUCUGCAGCACCGCUGUGAGCCCGUGAUCAAAAAGGUUCACCAUCCAAAAGCAAGGUCUUAAGCAGCCCGGCACUGCUACGAGCGUGCCAGGUCUCAGCAGCUGCAAGAACAGCGUGUGGUCUUGUCUCUAAUUCCAAGGCGGCGAGUCAGUCUUCAAAACCACAGAUGCUGCUUCUUUCUCUGUUGAUUUUUCUUCCCCCUCUCCUCAUCGUGUGUUGUAUCUUUUGUCCUCAGGAGAAUGGGAUUAUAUUCAAACCACAGCAGCUCCUGCCAGCCUACACGAACAUAUUCUCUUCCCCCCGCCCCGAAGGAUAGUUAACACCGCCGGUGAUACUCUGUACAGGACUGCCCAAGUGGUGUUACCUUAUGAAACUCUUCUCAGCUAAAGGGAAAGGGAAGAGGGGAAUGGUAUAAACAGAAAAGCCUUACUUAAAUGCUUUGCACUUCAAAGCUUUUUGGUUUUAUUUUGCCUUUUUGCUGUGAUUUUAAUAAAAGAUUGUUU
Molecule: messenger RNA, 14103 nt
Organism: Alligator mississippiensis (American alligator)
Lineage: Eukaryota; Metazoa; Chordata; Crocodylia; Alligatoridae
Product: gonadotropin-releasing hormone II receptor
Exons: 6
Coding region: 9567-10691 (374 amino acids)
Biological process (GO): G protein-coupled receptor signaling pathway
Cellular component (GO): membrane
Molecular function (GO): gonadotropin-releasing hormone receptor activity; peptide binding
Source: RefSeq, a predicted model, not a curated record